AUGGGCAAUAACGUCUCUCAAGCGCCAUAUACCAGUCGAAGCUCAGAGUCUGGGUCUUUGUCUUCCGCAUUGAGCACACCUCGAUCAUGGAGUAUCUCGCCGCCGACAUCUCCCAACUAUUCCGAAGGGUCGGAAAUCAUUGGUGAAAAUGACGCCGCAGAGACUCGAUGUACCUCUGACACUGCAAUCCAUGCUUCGCUAGAUCGAGAGAGCCUGGAGAAGGCAGAGCAACAGGGCUGUUCGCGAGACUUCGGCACCCCCUGGUCAGCAGUACCCCAGCUUAACAAAUGCGCAUCCAGUAGAACACAGGACAUUCUUCAGGACAUCCGAACGAGGCGGAUCACAUUUCUGUUCUCGCACAUGGACAUCAUACGCCCUCUCCUUGGCAGCGCAAAGCCGUUUGAAAAGCUGACCAACAGAAACAUUUCCGCACCUGCUAAGAUACUCGAAUAUGAAAGUCUUAGUGCUCAGCCCAGAGGUCUCAGAGCAAAGUUAAAGCCGUACCAGCUUGAGGGCCUGUCUUUCUUGGUAUACCUGUGCCGCAACGGCGUCGGUGGUAUUCUUGCGGACGAGAUGGGUUUAGGCAAGACGCUUCAGACCUUGAGCCUCUUUCAACAUUUGAAAGAACGCGAUGGUGCAUUUUCAAAUAGAAAUGUGCCCUUUCUCGUCGUGUGUCCCCUAAGUAUCCUAGAAACGUGGUUAACAGAGAUCGAGAAGUGGACCCCCGACCUUCGAGCUGUGAAAUACCAUGGGACAUUCGAGCAACGAGACGCCGUGAAGAGGAUGAUAAGUGCCCAGAAAAAGCCCAGUAUUUUCAAAGGUUCAACCCACAUUGUGGACAUUGUGCUUACAACCUACGAGACACUGAUUUCAGAAAUCAAUUGGUUCUCCCGGGUCUUCGUUUGGCGAGGCGUCGUCCUCGACGAGGGCCACAGGAUUAAAAACAGUCGUUCGAAGAGAGCGUUGGUCCUUAACCGCAUCAAAGCAGAAAUGAAGCUCGUGCUCUCCGGUACCCCAAUACAAAAUGACUUCAGUGAACUGUGGUCGAUUUUCCAUUGGCUUUACCCUGAGGUCUUUGUGCCAGCCACUGAGAAGCUCUUCCAGGAGGCUUUCUCCCUUACCGACGGAAAAUUCGACCCUGCAUUUCUCGAAUCUGUCAAAGAUUUCCUAAGGCUGAUCAUGAUCCGAAGAACCAAGGAUUCGCCCGGAGUUGGAUUGGAUAUCCCGCCAAAAACGGAAACCGUCCUUUCGGUGCCUUUAUCGCCUGCACAGCGUUUAUUGUAUUUGAGAAUUCUUACAGGUGCAGAAAUCUGGCAGUUGCCCUUAGAUGCAUCUACCUCGCACAUUCAAUCAGAUGGCUCCUUGUCUGAACAACCAGCGGUCGAAAAAACAUGUUCUAAGGCAGUCAAUUCAAUGUCCGAGUGUUCUGCAAAGACGCCUGGGCCUGGAAAGUACCGUAUCACUGGCAAUAUUCUCAUGGAGCUGAGAAAAAAGCUCGUCAAACAUUACGUGGCGACCGAGACGAAAGUCAUUGUGUUCUCGAACUUUGACCAGGCUCUCAACCUAUGCGAGGACCUGGUCAUGAUGCUGCAAGGCAGCAACCGAGCCUUCGAAUACGCACGGCUCGAUGGAAGAACCACUGGGCCAUGGCGCAAGGUCAUGGUGCACCUUUUCCAGAACGAUCCGAGAUACAAGGUUUUCCUGGUUUCGAUUAGAGCGGGCGGGGAAGGAUUGAAUUUGACGAGCUCCUCUGUGAUCGUGUUCUUGGAUGAGGAUUGGAACCCUCAAGUGAUGCGACAGGCCGAAGCACGAGUGCAUCGAAUUGGACAAACCCGGCCGGUCGUAAUUUAUAAACUCCGUUCCACAGGCACAGUCGAAGAGCAGAUGAGCCGUCGGCUAGUCAAGAAAGCCUAUAUCGCAGAUAGAGUGACCGAUAACCUACACACUCAUUGCCCCGGAAAUAAUUACCUUGACAUGCUCGGUACUGAACAGGUGAGCAUGUCUCAGAACUCGACGGAUACAUAUAGCUUGCCUUCGCCCGUCUUCGUGGAUCAGGCUUUCUUGUCUCAGAAACCAAUUGAUACAGACGAAAUGGCACAGUGGGACAUGAACGCUAUUCUGGACAAGUGUGCAAGUACCCAAAGAGGCGGAGGGCUCUCCGGAAAUCUUAGCGUUGAACAAGAACAACUCUGGCUUGAGAAGGCCGACAGAGUCAGGACAAACCUGUUCAAUGGGGUGACAAUUGAUACAAGCGGACGCCAUCAUACGGUAUAUGCUGGAGAAGAAAGCACCAAUCUGCUCCGCUCUAAUCGUCGCAUUGGUAAGGAGAGGACGGUCAUGAUUGACGGCUAUGCAGUGAGCAAGGAAAGCCUGAGUCGCUCGGUCGAGGAGCCGGCGUCCACUACUGAGGAGUGUGCCUCACCCAGGAACACUUUUACCCAUCAAUUAACGUGCUUCCUAUGCCAUCAGUCCAAUGCGGAUGACUGUGACAUAUGCCCUCGUGCUUUUCACACUGCUUGCCUUGAGAGCGUGAUCGAAGAAGAACAUCCGAGUUCGGGAACUUCAAUUUGCCCUCAUCAUUAUUGCUGGAAAUGCCACAAGAAUGCAUCUGAAGCUGGACGCCUCCUGUUUUGCUGCAGGCGAUGCGUGAGGGCAUUUUGCGACGAAUGCUUCUACUGGGACACCACCACCUUUGUCGGACCCAACCCCGCGUAUGAGGCACUAGGGUACUUUUCCCAAAAUGCCUUCUACAUCGACUGUCUUAUUUGCAGGUGCGACGAAAAACGCAAGUAUGCAUCAGAAACCGAAGGCUACUUGGGAAAGCGAAGGAAGGUGAUAGGAGGGGAGAGUUGA
Messenger RNA from Aspergillus pseudoviridinutans, 2853 nucleotides. Its product is annotated as putative nucleosome remodeling complex ATPase subunit (Snf2h). The record is from RefSeq and is a predicted model, not a curated record. Gene Ontology annotation, molecular function: ATP-dependent chromatin remodeler activity; ATP binding; DNA binding. NCBI's taxonomy places the organism in Eukaryota, Fungi, Ascomycota, Eurotiomycetes, Eurotiales, Aspergillaceae. The transcript is spliced from 5 exons. The coding region runs from base 1 to 2853 and encodes 950 amino acids. Gene Ontology annotation, cellular component: nucleus. Gene Ontology annotation, biological process: positive regulation of transcription by RNA polymerase II.